GGCAGCUCCGGCCUUGCUCGUGGAAAGGUCGUUGGAGGCGGCGGCGCUUUCUUGGCCGCGAGGUAGGGCGGGAAAGGACCCCGGAACCGCGGCUGAGGGGAGAGGGCGGCCGAAGCCUCCCCACAGCGGUUGGCCUCCAUGGAGGGGGGCGCCGGGAACUCGAAGGGCUCCGGCCUUGGAGGCCUGUUCGGCGCCGGAGGAAUCGGCGGGCCGGGCUAUUCUCAUGCGGACCUGGCCGGCGUCCCUCUGACUGGAAUGAAUCCUUUGUCUCCAUAUUUAAAUGUAGACCCCAGGUAUCUUAUACAGGACACAGAUGAAUUCAUUUUACCCACUGGAGCUAGCAAAACUAGGGGCAGGUUUGAGCUGGCAUUCUUUACCAUUGGUGGAUGUUGUAUGACAGGGGCUGCGUUUGGUGCACUGAACGGCCUGCGGCUGGGUUUGAAGGAGACACAAAGCAUGGCUUGGUCUAAACCUAGAAAUGUACAGAUUCUAAAUAUGGUGACAAGGCAAGGGGCAUUAUGGGCCAACACUCUUGGAUCUCUAGCAUUACUAUAUAGCGCAUUUGGAGUUAUCAUAGAAAAAACACGAGGUGCAGAGGAUGAUCUAAACACAGUCGCUGCUGGGACCAUGACAGGCAUGCUGUAUAAAAGUACAGGUGGACUACGUGGGAUAGCAAGAGGUGGUAUUGCAGGACUGAUGCUCACCAGCCUCUAUGCACUCUAUAACAACUGGGAGCAUAUGAAGGGCUCAGUGCAAAGGCAAUCACUCUGAGCAGAGUUGAGAACUGAAAACCCACUCAUGGAGCACAUUCGGACUUGAAUCCCUUCAAUACAGCACGGAACUUAAUAGUGUACAGAAUCUCAUUGUGAUGACUUAAUUACUGCCACAUCCUGAAAGCUGGUGAGAAGUGCUGUUUUAUCUGUGAGGGUGAAGACCUUGUCUCCUCAGCAUGUCCAUUUUUGCCCAGGCCCAUUAUUGUACUAUUAACUUGGGUCAUGUACUCAUCUGUGUCAUGCGAUCAGGUUUGUGUACGGAUACCUUUGUUCGGUUUGAUUCUAAUAAAGUUUAUGUCCUUAUGUUAA
Molecule: messenger RNA, 1082 nt
Organism: Elgaria multicarinata webbii
Lineage: Eukaryota; Metazoa; Chordata; Lepidosauria; Squamata; Anguidae
Gene: TIMM23B
Product: translocase of inner mitochondrial membrane 23 homolog B
Exons: 7
Coding region: 139-771 (210 amino acids)
Biological process (GO): protein import into mitochondrial matrix
Cellular component (GO): TIM23 mitochondrial import inner membrane translocase complex; mitochondrial inner membrane
Molecular function (GO): transmembrane protein transporter activity
Source: RefSeq, a predicted model, not a curated record